AUGGCGCGGCGCGGACGGACGCUACAGGCGCAAGUGGAGUUCAUGGAGCGCACUGGACAGGCGAUCGAGGAGCUCGUGGUCAAGAUGAUGAAGGCGCACGAGGAGCAGGAGACGUAUCUGGUCGCGUUUGCUGCAAGUCUCGAGGACGUCGCCGCGCACGAGACGUGUGCGCCUUUGGCAAAGUGUCUCGAAGCGCUGCGCGAGUGUGGACAGUCGCUGGUGCGGGAGAGUCACGACGUGAUGAUGACGAGACCGGAGACAGAGAUUCUGGAGGUUGUGGCGCAGAUGAACGACUGGGCGGUCACUCCCAUGAAGAGGUUGUUGGAAGACCGGGAAAAGGCGGUGAAGAUUGAAGUGAAGCUGCAGAGAGAGCUCGAAGAGAUAAAGCUGCAGCGAGGGAGCGCGGCCAAGGAAAAGGAGAGGAAGCUGCGGAUGCUGUCGGACCAGAAACGUCGCGUCGAGAACGUCAAUGCGUUGCUGGAUAUCCACAUGGAGAGCUUCGAACGGUACAGAAUCGAGAAGAUGAAGAAAAUUGUCAGCGAGCUGACGCGCUCGCAAGCCUUUUACCACGCAAAAGGCCUGGAACUUUUUGCCGUUCCAUGUCAAGCUAUCGCGAAGCUUUAUGCUGAAGAUGUAGGACUUUCGAACGCGACAGCUCAAGCGAGUCCCAGCUGA
Messenger RNA from Hyaloperonospora brassicae, 675 nucleotides. Lineage: Eukaryota; Oomycota; Peronosporomycetes; Peronosporales; Peronosporaceae. The record is from the annotation of a GenBank genome assembly.